AUGGUCAAUAUCGAAUCCCUUCAUCUUCCGCAAGAUGCAGAAGUCGACAAACUCACAACCACCUCCCCUCCAUCAUCAGCCGAAGGCUCUUCCACUUCCCCAUCCGAUCCAUUAACAAAACUAAUUACCAAAGUAAAAACCCAUCCCAAUGAUUUAUCCAACUGGGAUAAAUUAAUAUCAGAAUAUGAAAGAUUGAUCGACAAUUCAGAAUCCCCCCAAUCCGUAUCACAAGACAUCAAAGAUGGAAUCAAAAACACAUAUAAAUCAUUAUUAAGUCGCUUCCCAUAUUUGAUUUCAUAUUGGAAAAAUUGGUCAAUCAUGGAAUAUAAAAUAAAUGGAACCCAAGCAUCCAUUAAAGUCCUAGAAAUUGGCAUUGAAAAUUUUCCGCAAUGUGUUUCGCUCUGGGUUGAUUAUUUAUCGGCAUUGAUAUCGACAUUUGGAGAAGACUUGAAGACUAAGGAAGAGAAUGUGAAGAAGAUUAGGGAAGUUUAUGGGGAGGGAUUGAGAUAUAAUGGAUAUCAUUUCAAUUCUCAUUCGUUAUGGGAUAAAGUGUUUGAAUUUGAAAAGGGGUUGAUGGCAAUACUGGGCGGGAAUUCGACUGAGGUUUUGGGAUUGUAUUUGAGGGUGAUUAAGGUUCCGUUGUACGAAUAUGCGAAAUAUUAUAAUCAAUUCACGGAGAUUUGUAAAUCAUAUGAUAUUCAAUCUAUAGUUCCAAAAGAGAGGAUGGAGAGUUAUUUGGAAAAGUUUAAUAAAACGAAAUUGGAACAUUUAUCCUUGAUUGAAAAACAUCAGAUAAUUGAUGAUUAUACAUAUAGUGUUUUCUCCGAGACCCAGGCGAAGGUGAAUUCCAAUUGGCAAUUUGAAUCAUCAUUAGAAUAUCAAGAAUUCUCAAUUAAGAAUCUUAAAGAGAUUGCAAAAGAACAAGAAACUUGGAUAUCAUAUAUCGACAAAGAACAAUCCAUCUAUCUCGCCCUCCUUAUCCAAGCCAACGACACCACCGCCAUUCAGAAUCAAUUCGAUCUAGUUCAGAACUUAUAUCAACGAUGUCUAAUCCCCAAUUGUCUAGAUUCCAAAAUUUGGUUGAAAUAUAUUGAAUUCUUACAUAAACUGCAUUUAAAACCUGAUGAGAAAUUCGAAACUAUCCAACAAGUCUACCAAUUAGCAAUUUCAAAAUUUAUCCCAAUUGAUGAAAAUAAAUUCAGAUUCAUAUAUGGGAAGUUUUUAUUACGAUAUGAGAAAUAUGACGCCGUGAAUGAGUAUUUAUUCGAUUGGUUGAAAUUCACCAGUGGAUCAUCCGGGAGUAAUACGGUUUAUUAUAAAUCGUCAUAUCUUGAGACGAUUAAGGAGAUUUGUGAUGUUUGGAUCAAGUUAUUGGGACAGGGGAGAUUUGUUGAAAUUUGUGAUAGGUUGAUAGUAGGAUAUUUUGAUAAGAUAGAUAGAUAUACCAAAAAGAAACAACCAACAACAACCAAGAAAUCGGACGCUAUGAAUGGGGGAUAUGUUUCUGAUUUUGAAUUAUCAGAGAAAUUUAUUUCUCUGGUUGGGAAAUUCUUAAACGAUGAAUCUAUUUGUGUGAUUGUGGGAUCAUAUUUGAAUAUCAUAUCGAGAGAUGCUGGUGGUUCCAAUACGGAGAAGAUUAGGAAAUUUUUCAAUAAGUAUCAUAAAGAGAAUUGUUUCAAGAAAUCAAUAUUAUUUUGGAAAUUUUAUUUCGAUUUCGAAACUAUUCAAAAUCAUAAUAUCCAUAAUGUAAGAUAUAUCAUCAAUUAUAUCCGGAAUGAAACACAAUUACCGAAAAUAUUCAUUGAUAAUUUCAUUGAUUUGAAUUAUGAAUUUUCAUCGGCGAAUAUCUUGGGUAUACUUUCCGAAACCAAUGGAUCGUCAGAUCCAAUGAUGAUUAUGAGAGAUUUGGAUAAAUCAAAUUCAAUCUUUUAUAAUAAAUCAAGUUGGAAACGAUUAGCCAAAAACAACUACCUUAUAAAAGAUAAAUCCACAGGACAUCAUCAAUUUGAAGAAGAAUUGGUGAAAUUGAGUCAGAAACAUAUCGGACAUCCUGGGGUUUUAGUAGAAGUGACACCUGAUAUUACGAAUAAGAUUAUGAAUGAAGGGAAUGAAAUUGAUUUAUCGGAUCCAGAAUUACAAAUCCCUCCAUUACCGACUUAUAAAAAUGUUGAAAAAGCAUCUGCACCAAUUAAUUUUCCAAAAGAAUAA
This is a messenger RNA of Hemisphaericaspora subhashii, 2208 nucleotides long. It is a transcript of the gene PRP39, whose product is annotated as Prp39p. The coding region runs from base 1 to 2208 and encodes 735 amino acids. NCBI's taxonomy places the organism in Eukaryota, Fungi, Ascomycota, Pichiomycetes, Serinales, Debaryomycetaceae. The record is from RefSeq and is a predicted model, not a curated record. Gene Ontology annotation, molecular function: protein binding. The transcript has a single exon. Gene Ontology annotation, biological process: mRNA 5'-splice site recognition; RNA processing. Gene Ontology annotation, cellular component: U1 snRNP; U2-type prespliceosome; commitment complex.